AUGUUAAAAUUAUAUGAAUGGAAAGCUUUUUAUAAUAAAGAAAUACCGAGAAGAAUUGGUGAAAUUAUUGAUAUUAUUUAUGAUAAAGUUUUAAAUGAAAUCAACAACAUCAAAAACCUUGAAGAUUUUAUCAUCGACUUGUACGGUCAUGGUAAAUUAACUGAAAAUAUUCUAGCUUUGGGUAAAAAUGAACAUUUGUUAAAAGAUAAAAAAAUAUCCCUAGACAAAAUUGUUAAUACAUUUUUAGAUAAUUCAAUCAUCGUUUUAAACAAAUUUUACAGUAAAACUAAUCAACAAAUUCAAAUUAAUUCAUUAAAAGACGAACAAACAAGCAUCGAUACAAAAAUGCGUGAUGGAAAAUUUUACAUAAGAAAUUUUGACAUCCAUUUGUAUUUUGUUAAAUUUAAAUUAAAUGAUGAAAAAACUUUUGAUAAAACAUCAUUAUUUCAUACUCAAGAAAUGAAAGAAUAUAUUGAUAAAAUCAUAUUCAUACAUAAAGAAAACAAUAUUGUAUAUUACCAGGUUAUUAUAAAUAGAAUGAAUGCUUCUACAAACAAAGAAGAUUUUAAAGAUUGGGGUGACUUUGAUCGAAGAAAAAAAAAUUACAAAAUGUCUGAACCCAUCGUUUUACCUGUUAUUCCAGAAGAAGAUGAUAGACUUUCAUAUGAAAAAAUAGAAAUUAUAGAAGACCGUGUUACAAGAAUAAAAGAAUGGCUUAUACAAAAACGAGAUUAUAGAGGCAAAGCUAAUACUUUUGACACAAUUAUAGAUGAUUUUUGGGGUUUAAUUAACGGACGUAAAUUUCAACAAGAAACUGAUACUUACACUCUCGAUCUUGUUAAAGAAAUAUGA
Messenger RNA from Dentiscutata erythropus, 852 nucleotides. Lineage: Eukaryota; Fungi; Glomeromycota; Glomeromycetes; Diversisporales; Gigasporaceae. The record is from the annotation of a GenBank genome assembly.